GGGAAAGGCUAAUGCUUGAAACACUGGCGAGCAGAUACUCAGCAUCUCCUCCAGACAAUGGACAAGGCUGGCUAGCUCAAGUUCAUUAUAAACUACGCUUAGAAAGCGCGCCUGAGCUCUGUCUGUGGACUUGGAGCCGCCUUCGCAGUCAAAGAGUCGUCUGGUUUCAACAGUCUCCAGUCAAGCUACACGGCCCAAACAGAGUCUAAGAUGCCCUAGGCGGUGAGGAAGGAAAUGUAAAUGGCUUCCAAAGUAAAAGAUGCUGUGGUGUGGUACCAGAAAAAGAUUGGCGCCUAUGACCAACAGAUAUGGGAGAAAUCAGUGGAGCAGAGAGAAAUAAAGUUUAUUUCUCUGGGCUUGAGGAACAAGCCAAAGAAGACGGGACACGUUAAACCAGAUCUCAUCGAUGUGGACUUGGUUAGAGGGUCUGCGUUUGCCAAGGCCAAACCUGAGAGUCCAUGGACGUCACUGACCCGGAAGGGCAUCGUUCGAGUCGUCUUCUUCCCGUUUUUUUACAGAUGGUGGAUCCAAGUCACCUCCAGGGCCAUUUUCCUCUUACUGCUGGCACUCUAUCUGCUGCAAGUCGCUGCAGCAUUCCUGUAUGUGACCAUCCCGCAGCCUCAUGGGAUACCGGCCACCGAGGUGUUUGAAGCCAUCUUGCUCAUGUUGCUGCUGGGCACCGUCCACUGUCAGAUUGUCUCCACCAGGACCCCGAAACCUGCCUCCAGCAGUGGGGGGAAGAGACGCAGGAAGUUGAGGAAGGCAUCUCAGAUGGAGGUGCAUAGGGAAGGCGACGGGUCUAGCACUACCGAUAACACACAGGAGGGGGCGCCACACUCCCACUCAGCCAGCACCACAUACAGCCUGGGCGCUUUCUUCCACGAUUUCUGGCAUGAUAUCUGUAAAGCUGGGUCCAAGAAGUCCAAGCUUUCCAUCGAUAAAUCCACAGAAACGGACAACGGCUACGUGUCGCUGGAUGGCCGCGUGACCAAUCGCAGUAGCGAGGAGGGGCUCCAGCUCCACGAGCAGCGAUGCGAUUUGUUAAAUAGGGCUGACGAGGUGUGCUGGAACCCGCACACACAGCCUGCACACGGUCACGCUGCCCGCAACAAUGGACUGCUGCUGGCCGGUGGUAAUAAGGAGCCGGCGUCAGAUGAGGCUUCCAGUGAGGAGGACCCUGAAGCGUCCUACAGCGCCCUCCGCAGGGGAGUGGAAAGAAUGAACAGUGACUGUGCACUCCGAAAUCGCAAGAAUACGCACCACUAUAAGAAACACUACACUGUGGAGGAUGUCCCCAAGUCUGGUACCAGCUGCAGCUCCAGAUGUUCAAGUCUGAGGACUCAGGAUUCAGAGAGUACUCGACACGAGUCUGAGACCGAGGACCUGAUGUGGGAGGACUUCCUGCACUGCACUGAGUGCCGAUCGUCCUGCACGUCAGAGACAGAGGGAGAAGGAGGAGGAACGCCUGUGUGUCCGGCCAAGAAGGAAUACAGAGACGACCCUUUCCAUCAGGGUCACCUUCCCUGGCUGCACAGCUCCAACCCAGGCCUGGAAAGGGUGAGCGCCAUCGUGUGGGAGGGAAACGAGUGCAAGAAAGCAGACAUGUCUGUCCUGGAGAUCAGCGGCAUGAUUAUGAACAGAGUGAAUCUUUACACUCCUGGAAUCGGUUACCAGGUCUUUGGGAACCUAGUUUCAGUAGCGCUUGGGCUCACACCCUUUGCUUACAGACUGGCUCAGUACCGUGACUUGGAUCAGUUGACCACUCUCUCAGCCAAUGAGCUUCUGUCUGUGGCGCUGGGGUGUGGGUCUGGUUCAGAUGUCCUGGUAAUCACCAUGGUAACGCUCAGCUUCCUGGUGCGCGUUUGCCUUAUCUGGCUCUUCUUCUUCCUGCUCAGCGUAGCAGAGAGGACAUACAAACAGAGACUUCUGUUUGCCAAACUUUUUGGUCACCUGACUUCGGCCCGCAGAGCGAGGAAGUCUGAGGUCCCACAUUUUAGGCUGAAGAAAGUUCAGAACAUCAAGAUGUGGCUGUCGCUACGCUCCUACCUCAAGAGACGGGGUCCUCAGCGUUCGGUGGAUGUCAUUGUAUCGUCUGCUUUCCUGCUCACGUUGUCAGUCGUCUUCAUCUGUUGUGCUCAGUUGCUCCAUGUCCAUGAAACGUUCCUGGACUGUCACUAUAACUGGGAGCUGGUGAUCUGGUGCUCCAGUCUGACUCUGUUCCUGCUCCGGUUCGUCACUCUGGGCUCGGAGACCAGCAAGAAGUAUAGCAACACCUCCAUCCUGCUCACUGAACAGAUUAACCUGUAUCUGAAGAUGGAGAAGAAGCCAAACAAGAAGGAGGAGCUGACACUGGUCAACAAUGUUUUAAAACUGGCAACCAAACUACUCAAGGAGUUGGAUACUCCGUUCAGGUUGUACGGUUUGACGAUGAACCCUCUGCUCUACAACAUCACCCAGGUGGUCAUCCUGUCUGCUGUGUCGGGAGUCAUAUCUGACCUGUUAGGAUUUAACCUGAAGCUGUGGAAGAUCAAAUCAUGACAGUGGACUGAGAAACGGCGUCAACACUUCACUCUCACUGACUGGCUGAACGCUCGUCCGACUGGCCCGACCCACCGAGAGACCGAGCCUCAGCCUCGACAUAUCAGAGUGCUUUGACCUUCAACGUUUCCACUUUGUGCAAUUCACAGACUAUUUAUUUACCCAUUCAGUGUUUAUACCUAGGCUUUAUUUGAAUUCUAGUUUCUUUCAUGUUUUUGUGUUUUGUGACACAAAGUUCGGUUUUUACCUGUCAACAAAAGUGUUAUGAGUGUUUCCCCUAGGUUACCGCUUUGGAGGGGAGACUUCUCGCUUGUUUGUUUUUUUUCCUCCCCCCUGCUCUAAAGCAAAUCUCCCCUGUCGUUUUAGACGGAUCAAGACUUGUUGGGAUGCUUUUUGCAUUUACACACAUGAAGUUGGCUUCAACAGGAGUAACGUUAUCUUCACUUCACAAACAAAAACACAGUAGUGUGCUUUUUUUUCCCUCUCGCCCCCCCUGAGUUGUUGGUAGGGGGAACGCUGUGUGAACAUAAAUUAUUAUUAAGUGAUGGUUGAGGUUCUCAGCUCGAUCUGCAGCUUUUCAUUUUAUCUCAUUUGCAGGCAAAAAUAUUUUA
Molecule: messenger RNA, 3149 nt
Organism: Maylandia zebra (zebra mbuna)
Lineage: Eukaryota; Metazoa; Chordata; Actinopteri; Cichliformes; Cichlidae
Product: protein PHTF2
Cellular component (GO): endoplasmic reticulum
Source: RefSeq, a predicted model, not a curated record